GUUCUGCUUCAUCAGUUCGAAUUUGUCUUCGAAUACGACUAUCGAGCGAUGCAUCUGAAAAGUUGUUGCAUGCUGUUUCUGCUGGCACUAGUUGCCUGUCAGGCUGCACCGUCUACGUCCAAGAACAUCGUGAAGAAAUCGAUCAGUGAAAAGACGAGUAAGAUCGAGAAAGAUGAUAUGAAGAUGGAAGAUCCUGGCAUGGAUAAGGACAGAACGAAGAAAUCCGCGACGACUUUCUGCGUGGAGGUCCGUGAUGGAACAGAACAGCAAGUUCCCUGCGCAGAAACGAAGCGGCCCCUGGUUUUGGUCCAGCCUGAACCUGCUAAGCAGAUGGUGAUACAUCAAGAAGCUCCGCAUUCCAUUGUAGAUUAUCCCAUUAAGUUUAUUAAUUCGCAAACCCUGUCGCAGACCUCGCAACCCGUCCAGAUAAUCCAUACGCAAUCACAACAGCCCCAAACCGUUCACGUCGCACCACUUGUUCAGCCAGUUCAAACGGUCCAGCCGCAUCUUCAGUCACUGCCUCAGCCAGCUCCUCAGCCAGCUACCCAGCCUGUAAUCUUUCUGCAACCGCCAGCGCAAUACAGUCUUCCUGCUGUACAAACUCCACCACCUCAACAAGCUCCGAUCGUCAAUAUCUUGACGCCUCCUGCCGCUCCCUGCAACGUUCUACCAACACCAACAGUUAUUCGGCAGGAAAGUAAAUACGAGCCAGCGAAAGAAGUCGAGCAUUUAAAGCCGUUACCUAAAUUAGAACCGGAGCCAGAACUGAGACCAAAGCCGAUCGCUAUGCCACAAACUGUGGAAUUUUUAUCAGUGGUAGAACCUGUUUCUUGUAAAAAAGAGUUGGUCGUUCUACCAUCCAAACCUAUAAUGGAAUAUCCUGAAAAACAAUUGACUCUGCAGGUGACCGAGUUAGAACACCAACCUCAUGUUCUAUCCGAUACACAGUGCAUCUGCGCUCACAAAGGGCAGCAGAACCCGUCUUGGCCUAGGCAUCAUCACAAGGUGCACGAACAUCACGUGAUGGUGCAUCCUACUGCAAAUAUCGCACCUGCGACUCCAUUGAUUGUACAACCCUCCUGCCCUUUGAGUUAUUUAUCAAGUAACCAUCCGACCGUCCUUGGAUAUCCGGGAACCGCAUACGGUGAUACGAUUAUAUCAGUCCAUCAAGAGAACGCACAUCCUUAUUAUCCUGAUGUGUCCCCUAGUUUAUAUCCCGUGACAUCUCACGAAUACAUAUCUUAUCCCGUGAAAACCUACGAGUCUCGCCCGUAUACAGCACCAAGUGUCACCGUAAAUGCAUUCACUGACCCGACGAGAGAUUUUCGCCAGGCACAAUCGAGCCAUUCACAAAAACUUAAGGAGAAUAAUAAAUCGGAAAGAGGAUAUCCAGUUACUCGCGCAAUAGCCAAUGUCCCUACGGGAACGAGCAAGCGAGAAGCUGAUUCGAUACAGCAGUUAGAGCAGCAAAACCAGCAAACAAAUGUCGUGCAAGAGCGAGUAGCGGAGUCAGGUAAAACACCCGUGGAGAUGAAAUUCGGCGGACAAGAAAGCACAACAAUGUGAAAAGAAGAGUUGGACAUGCUCUUCUGCAUCAACGAUGUAAAUACGCCAUAAUUUGUUACUUUCUAAUUUGUUAACACUAUCAACCCUUCGACACCUAUAAAUACUUCGACAUCUAAUUUAUUUAACUCAUUCAAUCAUCUAAUGAUUUUCUAAUCUUUUACAUGUCAUGCGUUGCGUAUAGAUAUCCUUGGUGUAAAAAUGCGGAAUAUUUU
Molecule: messenger RNA, 1778 nt
Organism: Harpegnathos saltator (Jerdon's jumping ant)
Lineage: Eukaryota; Metazoa; Arthropoda; Insecta; Hymenoptera; Formicidae
Product: proline-rich extensin-like protein EPR1
Exons: 4
Coding region: 49-1566 (505 amino acids)
Source: RefSeq, a predicted model, not a curated record